Messenger RNA from Melanotaenia boesemani (Boeseman's rainbowfish), 3602 nucleotides. RefSeq names its product photoreceptor cilium actin regulator 1 (gene pcare1). The record is from RefSeq and is a predicted model, not a curated record. NCBI's taxonomy places the organism in Eukaryota, Metazoa, Chordata, Actinopteri, Atheriniformes, Melanotaeniidae. The transcript is spliced from 2 exons. The coding region runs from base 1 to 3489 and encodes 1162 amino acids.
AUGGGCUGCUCACCAUCCCGAGGUAAUUUUGCCGCUCUUGGUAUAAUGAGGAAGGGGAGAAUGCUACCCCCUGUACCUCCACAAAACCCUGGACCUUCCCAGUUUGAAGACAGAGACAGUCAUAAUUCACCUGGAUCUACAAAUAUGGAUAUAAAGGAGAAAAAGGCAGCUGCACAUAGCCAGGUAUUUCAGAAAGAGACACAAAUGACACCACAAAAAAAGAGAAAUGUUACUGAGCAAGUGAACAUGGAGGCAGUGAGCAUUGAUAAAAUGGAGACUCAAGUAAUGGACAAUAGCACAGCAUCACAGAAAAAAGAGAAAAACACUGAAAAGCAGGAUAUUGCAGACAAAAAGCCAAGAAAACCAAAGAAAAAUGCCAAAGCUGCAAAAGUUCCCAAAAAGAAAGUCAAGGACAAAGAUAAAGACAAAGAUGUGGCAGAUCAAAAAGUGGACUUUCCAGAACCUCUGGUUAAAGCUCACCAAGCUGCUUAUGCCUUUUUGAAUCCAAGCAUUAACAAAUAUGACAUACUUCUUGGACUUUUGGAAGAAACUACCCAGACUCAAGUUUAUGUUCAGCCAAUGGUGGCCUUCAUAGCUUUACGCUACGAGGAAAUUAUUCAAGGAUUGGAAGAGAUGGCAGAUGAGGGGGAAAAAGUUUUGCAAGAAAAUGGAGAAAAUCUUGCUUGGCCAAGCCAAAUGAAAAACCUCUCAUCCUCCACACCUCUGAAGCCUGGCUCUGCUAAUGCUGAUCCCCCACCGGAUUUGUUGCAGCAGCUGCUUCAGUACACCACACAGAGGAUGAGAAGUGUGAGUCGGACCGUUGGUGGAAUUGGGGACUCUGCUUUAGAAGAGGCAGUAGAGUACUUUGCCUCAGUCUCAGAGCUUUUAGAAGAGAAACUGAAAGUCAAGCGUUCCAUAGAGGCUAGAUUAAUGCAACUCAUAACCCGUAUUGAAAUGGCCUCUCUGCGCAAGCCUGGACCAGAAGAUUCUGCUCUGUUUAGUGAGGACAGUGGAAUUGGGGCUGAGAAUGAAUCGCUUGCUGGAUCUGAAAAACAGCAUAGACGAGAAAGCUGUGGGUCCACAGGCACAAAUAGAACCAUUGCCAGUCCUAUGGGAUACACUUCCAUGAACAUUUCAGGACUGUCAAAGCAAAAUCAACGGAGUCAAAUAAGUCCAAGUGUUUCACUCACUUCUUUAAACUCUCUUGGUUCUAUAUGUACCAUAAUGCCUAAUGACCAAAAAGACUCAUUACUGGGAUCAUUCUCUUUAGACGAUGGAGAGGAUGAUGACGAUGAGGAGGAGGUGAAUAAAGGAGUGGGAGAUGUGCAAGUGGCAUUUAGAAUGCAAUCUAAUAGUGAAAAAAAUCCACAUCGCCUACCACCAAAGCGAAUAGAAAAUCCACGAAAUGUUGAAAUGACUCUCAAAAUGAAAAAUGCUAUAAGUGGUCGGAUACAGUUUGUUCCAAAACAGAACUCCAGUGCUAAGGCAAAAGUUGCAGGUAGCCCACAAACUAGCAGACGUGAGUGGACGGAGGAGGAGAUACGAUCUCCAAAGAGACCUCAAACAGCAGCCCCUGUUCGGAGGGCAGUAGUCAAAAAGACCCCAACUAGAGGACAACGUUCCCGUUCAGCAGAAUCCCUGCGGAGCAAAGGGGAAGAUCCUACAUUGCUUGAACUAGAAAGGACACAAAAGGAUUUAAAUCAGAGGUUGCAGAAAUUGAGUAAAAGCAAGGUGGGAGGAAACUCUAAAACGGCUCCACUAAAUAACGCUAACACAAUUAAACUAACUCAAAGAAACUCACCAGCACAAUCUCCAGCAACAACUCGCAAAAAUUCAUUAUUAGAUAAGGACAGUAAUCCCAAAUCACAUAAAGACAAAAUAAGCCUAAAGUGCACCAAUAAAAAAGAAGAGCAGACCAAUGAAGUGGAAGAAGAUAAACAGAAAGGUGAGCAACCAUCCAAGUUUCCCAUAAAAGCCACCCCACCUCCCAGCCCUCCUUUAUCACCACGGCCUUCCCCUGGCUUCCACAGAGGCAGGAACUCUGUCAGAAAACUGAUUGACACCUUCAGUCAAGGCAUAGAGGAAACAGAAGAUCCUAAAGUUCUUGGGCCUCUAAAAGGUGUCCGCAGGUGUGGUGUUCCAGUCUUGCCUGGUUUAGGAAAUGUGGAAGCUGUGCUCAGUUCUGGGAUAACUAGCUGUAGGCCGGAACCCGCAAUAUCAGAGAAAACUGAUUACUUAGAUCUGGAUAAUCUUCCUCCACCCCCACUGGAAGUAUUAAUGGACAAGUCAUUCGAAAGUGCACAGAGUGGAUCCAAUACAACAGGAGAUGGGGUUACAAAAGUAGGAAAGUCACCUGUGUUGAAAAGGGCUGGAGUAUCACAACGACUUAAAGCCUCAGUUCAGUCUGUUACGGUGCUACCAAGUAAAGGAGGCCUGCCACUAUCCGCCAAGGUUAUUUCUCCAGCCAAAGUAGAUAAACAAGAAACAACUGUUUUGUCAAAAGUCAGCCAACCAGAUGUUCAGCCAAGGAUAGAUCAAGGAGUGGAAUCAGAUUCUUUAUACCAGCAAGCAAGAAACAUCAUACACCUAAAACAAUCUUCAGAGUCUAAUUCAGGGAAAUCAUCAACAAAUUGCUUAUUAACAUCUAACAGUCAACAUGAAUUAGAAAAUCAACAGCAAAGUGGUAACCUUUCAGUGCCUGGACCUAAUAGCACAACAUCUAUAGUGCCUUCUCCUGUAGCCACAACCCAACCGCCUGCUACCCCACCUGUCUCUAGAGGACGAAUGUUACCUUCCACACCCUCUACCCCAAGCACCUUACAUGGAAGACUUCCCAGUCCCCACUGUUUAAAAAAGCAACCUUCACCCCCCUUGACAGCCAGCCCUCCUGUUCACAGAGCACUCCCAGCACCACCAGCUGUUCACCGGAGACUACCCAGUCCACCUGUUGGAAAGCAGAAUGUUUUAAACUCAAACACAGCCCCUUCAUAUCCUUUUAAAGCCCCAUCGCCACCAGCAUCACCGAAAGUUCAAAGAUUGUCAAGGGAGAACAGCAGUGAAGACUCAUCCAGUGCUCGGAUGUUCAGCAAUGCCCGUUCAGUCUUCUGCCCUGUGUCUCCAUCCAUGUUUGAGGCCAAGCCCUGUGCAGUUCCCAAACCACCUCAAGCAUGGACUUCUACCAGAGUCUCCUUUAUCUCAAGUACCUGGGGGAAUCGAGGAAGGUUUCCUGUAUCUGUUCAAGGACCUCGACCCUUUGUCAGACGUAGCCAAUCAGACCGAAGGCCAAGUUUAAGUCUGCCACCACGCUCUCAAGGUAUCUCAGUGGCUGAGACUUGUGGGAGUGAGCCAGCAAUAUGCUGCCAAGGGCUAGAUGAUGAACCAAUCAGAGACGGUGACUUAUGGGGUAGCCAAUCAGAGCUCAGAGCUACACCACGCUCUGCAUCACACCCGGACUUGUGUAUUGUUGGACAGGCCUUGCACAGGGACUAAUGAGGCCAACACAAGGCUACUGGGAUUAUGGAUUAGCAGGCUUUACUGAGGAUUUAAGCUGAUAUUGUUUAUUCCAAAGGGAAGUGAAGAGGAGCUAAUUCUAUCCACUCAGC